This is a messenger RNA of Lottia gigantea (owl limpet), 2847 nucleotides long. RefSeq lists its product as hypothetical. Lineage: Eukaryota; Metazoa; Mollusca; Gastropoda; Lottiidae. The transcript has 12 exons. The record is from RefSeq and is a predicted model, not a curated record. Bases 1 to 2070 code for a protein of 689 amino acids. Gene Ontology annotation, cellular component: membrane.
AUGAGUGCUGGACCAUUAGUGGUAGAAAUAAUAUGUACAUGUUUGUUAGCAGCGAUAGUUUUACAUCGAUAUGGUGAUUUACGAAAACAACAUGUCCUUGUUACAUUAACUACCUUUAUAGCAUGGUAUUUCUCUUUUAUGAUCAUCUUUAUUUUACCGAUGGAUGUUUCAUCUACAUUUUAUCGUCAAUGUUUACAAGAUAAUUUACCAAUACCACCAACUACUGAACAAACAGCUAAUAUAACAACAACUAGUUUAUAUCAGUCUAAUAAUGAUACACCAGAUAUAACUAUUUAUAAACCACAUUUACUUUGUCAACAACCAUUAAGUUAUGUACCAGAUUAUGUUUUACCUGCUUUAUGGAGAGUGGUAUAUUGGACAUCACAGGUUUUAACAUGGUUGGUGUUACCAAUGAUGCAGUCUUACUCAAGUGCUGGUGAUUUUACUGUUAGUGGUAAAAUAAAGUCAGCUUUAAUAGAAAAUGCUAUAUUUUAUGGAACGUACUUAUUGAUAUUUGGUAUUUGUUUAAUUUAUGUUGCUGCCAGACCUGAUUUAGAUGUUGAUGGAGAAAAAUUGAAAGUAAUUGGUGUAACUGCUAGUAAUACAUGGGGAUUAUUUGUAUUAGUCUUAAUGUUGGGUUAUGGAUUAGUAGAAGUUCCUAGGGCUUUCUGGAAUAGUUCCAAACGAGGUUAUACCCUAUCAAGUACUCAUUUUAAAAUAGCUAAAUUAAGUACAGAGAAAACAGAAGCUGAAGAGGGUCUUGAAGAUGUUUUAGAGGAAACAAAAAGAUUAGCAGAAAAAAUCAGAUAUAAUCAUCCUUUACGUAAAAAUAUGGAUACCAUUUUGGCAAAGUGUCCAGAAUCUCUACGGAACACAAUUCAGAAUAAGAAUGAUGAUUUUGAAGAUUAUGAGACCACAUCUCAAGAAGUGAUUUCACCUAAAAAUAUGGUGAAACUUCACAAGAGAUUAAUACGUUGUGUACAGUUAGAAUGUCGAACUAAAAUACAGUGGAAUAUGUUGAUGGAGAGAGCUUUUGAUGUUGAAGACACUAUGAAUAAUGAGACUAAUCCUGAAUGUGUUUAUCGUUCAUCUUAUCCUCGAGAUAUUAACCAUUAUAUAAGAUUGGUAUAUACUCCUAAAAUUGAAUGGUAUUGGAAAUGUAAAAUAAGAGCAUGGUUUAUGAUGGUACUAUCUGUUAUAUUAAUGGUAUUAAGUUUUAUGGUUGUAUGGUCCGAAUGUUUAUUUUUUAUUAAAGAUCCUAUCUUAUCUAUAUUUGCUGUAUUUAUUGAUUCAGCUCAGAGAAAUUAUGAUUAUGUUUAUAUUGAGUUUGCAUCAAUAUUGACAAUAUCUUAUAUUUGUUUCUGUGCAUAUUAUAGUGUAUUUCAAAUCAAGAUAUUUAACUAUUAUUAUAUAGCACCCCAUCAUCAAACUAAUGAAUAUAGUAUUAUAUUUACUGGCAUUUUACAUUCGAUGAUACACAGAGUCUGGCUAUUGUCAUUAACUGCACUGAGUCUUAGAUCAGUUAAAAUCACCAAAAUCCAUACUCUAAUAAUGGGACAUAUGGAUGUGAUCUCUAUAAUAUCAGAUGGUUUUAAUAUUUAUUUCCCUAUAUUGAUAGUAUUAUUAUGUAUAUGUACCUACUUUAGUCUGGGUAGUCGAUGUUUGAGUUUUCUUGGAUUUCAACAAUUUAUUGGAGAUGAUGAGAUGACACAAGAAUUAAUGGAUGAAGGAAGGGAACUUGUUAAAAGAGAACGUAGAAGAUUAGAUCGUAAAGCUGAUAGUGAUGCUCGCAGAAAAACUUGGAAUGAGAAAUUUACACAUAGAGAUAGUUCAUCUAGAUUUAAAGAUAUACCUAGUGGAACCACAGAAUCACGUCGUAUGUACACAGUUCCUAGAAGUCCUGAUGACAAUGACAGAACAGAGUUAUUACGCCAAGCUGAACCAAUAGAUUAUACAGAUAAUGAUACUAUACAAGAUACCAGUUACCAACAGUCCAAUGCCACUACCAGAUAUAACAGAUCUCAACCACCCAGAUCAACACCACCACGUGGAAUCUUUGAUGAUGUAUGAAUAAAACUUCCUUAGUAACCAGAUCAACAAUACCAAGUGGUAUCUUUGAUGAUGUAUGAAUAUAACUUCCUUAGUAACCAGAUCAACAAUACCAAGUGGUAUCUUUGAUGAUGUAUAAAUAAAACUUCCUCAGUGACCAGAUCAACAAUACCAUGUGGUAUCUUGAUGAUGUAUGAAUAUAACUUCCUUAGUUACCAGAUCAACACCAUCACAUGGCAUCUUUGAUGAAGUAUAGAUGUAACUUCCCUAGUUACCACAAUACCCCAUGGUAUCUUUGAUGAUGUAUAAAUAAAACUUCCUUAGUAACCAAAUCAACAAUACCAUGUGGUAUCUUAGAACCAAAUUUGACAUUACCAGGAUAGCUAGUGAAAGUAUAAAUGAACCGAGAUUAGUAUAAUGCAAUAUGUUUAUAAACAUGUACAAAGUACAUUUGAGGAAUUUGUAAUAUGACAGUAGUGUAAUAUGAAUGAGACUCAUUCAAUGAGUUAUAGUAUAAAUGUAAUUUGGAUAGCAUAAUUUUUUUUAUUAAACCUAACUGUAAAUCGUACUAAUAUUUUGUAAUGGUAUCAAUUACUGCUUGUAGAAUAGUUUAUUAUUACUCAUUGUGGUAUAUUUAUAAAGCAGGGUUAAUACAAAUAGAUAUUAAGAGGGUAACUAAAUAUUUGUGUAUAGAUCUGAUUUAACACUACAAGCUAUCUGUAACACUUUUCAGAGCCAAAAUCUUCUAUAAAAAAAACGAAAAUAAAAUCAAGAAAAUAUCAAAGACUGUACCACUUU